This is a messenger RNA of Aphanomyces astaci, 1447 nucleotides long. RefSeq lists its product as hypothetical. Gene Ontology annotation, molecular function: protein tyrosine/serine/threonine phosphatase activity. Bases 91 to 1305 code for a protein of 404 amino acids. The transcript has a single exon. NCBI's taxonomy places the organism in Eukaryota, Oomycota, Saprolegniomycetes, Saprolegniales, Verrucalvaceae. Gene Ontology annotation, cellular component: cytoplasm. Gene Ontology annotation, biological process: protein dephosphorylation. The record is from RefSeq and is a predicted model, not a curated record.
GGAGAACCAAAUUGCGCUGGAUCUCCACCGCGCGGUCUCCGGUGAAUAUGCAGCCAACAACUUCAGUCCGAUGCCAUUUCGACAUUUGCUAUGACAGAGUCGCUCAGUAGACCUGCGUCCUUGCCGCCGCUCCAGCAAGUGACGCCGCAGUGGCUCUUCAAUCGCCUGCAGACACAAGGCGGACUCACCCUCGUAGACACGCGCGGCUUCAAAUGCUACGAGCACAGUCACAUCUGGUCCUUUAUGAAUCUGCCGCAGCCGUUGGUGACAUCGACGUCAAUGGUGACCGUCAUCACCAACGCUGGUGCGUCGCCGUCCCCCUUGUUUCUCUCGUCUGUGGAUGAUGUUUGUCCGCUAACCGACACGGCGCGACGGUCGUGGAACAAGCGAAAGCUCACCGACGUGGUGCUGUACGAUCACUUUGGCAUGUACACGCCGUCGUCGUGGCCCAUGCAGCUCGCGGUACUGUUGCUUCACGAGCGUGCCGUCACGUCCGUCAAGUUCCUUCGCGGCGGAAUGCAAGCGUUCCAGCGCGACUACCCGUUCAUGAUCACAGGCCGCAAGGAUCCAUAUCCGGUGUCGUCGUUGUCCACGCCGGUCAAGACCACGGUGGCCAUCGACUCGUUGCCCCGAAAUAUCCACACACAUCAUGGACAUUCCUCCACUACCACCCAUCACGCCCUCACCUUUCCCAACGACGUCGUGCCAGGCUUCCUCUACCUGGGCAACGUCUGGCAAGCGUCCCAGCCGGAAGUCCUUCGCAAGAUGGGCAUCACCCACGUCAUGUCCAUCUGCGAAAACGGCCCUUCCCACCCGAUGCCGCGCAUCACGUACAUGAACGUGCCUCCAGCAUCCCUCCACGAUGCGUUCGAUGGCGCGUACGCAUUCCUCAAGAAAGCGCGCAAGGCCGGCGGCAAGGUCCUGAUCAACUGCGUGAGUGGCGUGUCGGCGUCACCGACGCUUGCCGUGUACUACCUCAUGCGAUCGGAACGGAUCUCCCUCGUCCAAGCCUAUAACGACGUGCUCGCGUGCCGACCCCUUAUGUUCCCCAGUGUCACAUGCAUGCUCAUGCUCGUGGAAGCCGAGCUCUACCGGUGCGGCGUCGCGAGCAUCCAGAGCAAGGAAGCGAUGGACGCGCUCCAGGACGGCUCUCUGCGCGACGACACGCCAUGCCACCCGCAAAUGAAGCUAUCCGCCCAACUCUCCAUGUUCUUCUUGGGCCGAUGCAAUGAUCGGUACGUCCGGGAUAACAUGCACCAGUACUUCGGCGACUCGACUCGACGAUCGUCUUCGCUGGUGCGGUAGACGGAGGACAAUUCAUUAUUAAUAUUUAUUCAUUGUGGGACGGCCAAGAUAAAUAAUGGUUCCAUGAAUAUUAAUACUAAUUCGUUAGGUAUCCAAUAUUUAUGGGAUGAUGUUGUUAAGUUAUAAUCACAGUAACUUCCAG